Candidula unifasciata is the source of this 1614-nucleotide messenger RNA. The record is from the annotation of a GenBank genome assembly. NCBI's taxonomy places the organism in Eukaryota, Metazoa, Mollusca, Gastropoda, Stylommatophora, Geomitridae.
AUGGCUUCUCUAUCGAGCAUAUUACCUGCGCCGGUUCAACGAUUUGACAGAGAUGAUGAUGAAAGACACUUCAGAUCUCAGAUGCAGGUGGCGCCUAUCACAAGCAGCUACUCAGCCCCACCUUAUGGUCACAGAAGAGGAUGGGUCCCAAGAUCCCAGGAGGAUUUUGGGGAUGGGGGUGCCUUUCCAGAGGUUCACAUUGCCCAGUACCCGUUGGGCAUGGGCAAGAAACAGACCACAUCCAAUGCCUUAGCUGUUCAGCUGGAUGCCGAGGGAAAGAUCAAAUAUGAUGCUAUUGUUCGCCAGGGUCACGGAAAAGACAAAAUUAUUCAUUCUCGGCCGCAAGAUCUGCUUCCUAAACCAAUUGAAGAUGAUGACCCAUCAUUACAAAAGCCUGACGAGACAGUCAUUGAGGAAAACACAGAGAAAACACGCCAGGCUUUAGAAAAACUAAUCACUAACAAAAUUAGUGCAGCCAUGCCAGUUAGGCUUGCAGAAAAACAGGCGCCGGCUCAAUAUAUUAGGUACACGCCUUCUCAGCAAGGAGUAGCAUUUAACUCAGGAGCUAAACAAAGAAUUAUCCGCAUGGUGGAGGCACAAAAAGACCCCAUGGAGCCACCAAGAUUCAAAGUCAACAAGAAAAUUCCCAGGGGACCCCCCUCACCGCCAGCCCCAGUCAUGCAUUCACCAAACAGAAAGGUUUCAGUGAAAGAACAGCAGGACUGGAAGAUUCCCCCAUGCAUUUCCAACUGGAAAAACAACAGAGGUUACACUAUUCCUUUGGACAAGCGUCUGGCUGCUGAUGGAAGAGGUCUACAGGGUGUUCAUAUUAACGAAAACUUUGCUAAACUUGCUGAAGCCUUGUACAUAGCUGAUAGAAAGGCUCGUGAAGCUGUAGAGAUGCGUGUGACACUGGAAAAGAAUAAACUGAAGACAAUCAAGGAGAAGAAGGAGCAGGAACUCAGACACAUGGCCCAGAAAGCUAGGGAAGAAAGGGCUGGCAUUCGCAGGGAAGACGUUGUGGCAGAAGCAGAUGAUUCUGUUCAAGAACGUGAUGAGAUCAGAAAAGACAGAGCCAAGGAGAGACAGAGGGAUAGAAACAUAGCCAGAGCUGCACCUGACAAGAGGAAUCGACUUCAGAAGGACAAGGAACGGGACAUCAGUGAGGCCAUUGCUCUUGGCUUGCCCAACACAAAUGCAGCAAACAGAGAAACUCAGUUUGAUCAGCGUCUCUUCAAUCAGUCACAGGGCCUGAGCAGCGGGUUUGGUGACGAUGAGGCCUACAAUGUUUAUGAUAAACCCUGGCGUGAGGCAGGCUCCAUCUCCAAGUCAAUCUAUCGCCCGUCAAAGGCUCUAGACAACGAGCUGGACACUGAUGAUCUGGAAGCUUUAAUGAAACAGAAGCGGUUUGUUCCAGACAAAGGCUUCGAAGGAACAGAUAGAAACAGGCGGCGAGAAGGGCCCGUUCAGUUUGCCAGAGAUGUGGAGGAUGAUCCUUUUAAUUUGGACAGUUUCAUCUCUGAUGCCAAAAGGGGACAGAAGCGGUCAGUGGAUGACGCCAGAUCAUCCCGUGACUACGAUAGUAAAGAUAGCGGCAAGAAGCGAAGAGAAUAA